Messenger RNA from Colletotrichum godetiae, 1140 nucleotides. RefSeq lists its product as uncharacterized. Gene Ontology annotation, molecular function: protein disulfide isomerase activity. Bases 1 to 1140 code for a protein of 379 amino acids. The record is from RefSeq and is a predicted model, not a curated record. Gene Ontology annotation, cellular component: endoplasmic reticulum. Lineage: Eukaryota; Fungi; Ascomycota; Sordariomycetes; Glomerellales; Glomerellaceae. Gene Ontology annotation, biological process: protein folding; response to endoplasmic reticulum stress. The transcript has 6 exons.
AUGUCUAUGAAGACUCUCUUGCCGUUGCUCGCGCUCACCGGCGCGGGCAUGGGCUGGCAGCACAAGACCGAAACCGAAGUUCGUGAUGCCCUCAAGGCGAACGAGCACAGCCUAAUAGCAUUUGUUGCGCCCUCAAUCGAUGCCAGCAUAGCCCUCGAAAGGCACUGGUCCGCAGUCGAGGACGCCAUCCCGACCGCCCUUUCGGUAGACUGCUCGAUAUCAGCCUCGCUCUGCGCCGACUUCGACGUCGCUUCCUACCCCGCUAUCCGCCUCUACCGCCAAGACGGCACGAAGCACCACUACCGCGGCCCCAGAAAGGCCUCUGAAAUCACCGCCUUCGUCCGCCGCAUGCUCCGCCCCGCCGUCGUCCCCCUCGACAGCAAGGCCGCGAAAUCCUUCAACAAGGAUGACGACGUGGUGCUGAUUGCGCACAUGGCUGAGUCCGAGACCAGCCUACGCGAGCGCUUCGCCGAGAUGGCCGACCGAUAUCGCGACCGCUACGCCUUUGGGCUGACGACCAUUGACGAGGCGCCCGGGCGGAUCGCGUGCUAUAACAACGCCGACGGGGCGUUCCACAUGACGUCUGAGUUGGACGAGGUCGACUCAAUGGAGAAGAUGCUGAAGAAGUGCGCGUCGCAGCUCGUGCCGCGGUUGACGAGGAGGAACGAGGCCGAGUAUCUUGGCUCUGGCAAGUCGUUGACGUACUUCUUCUCCACGGACGAAGGGAGCAUGGACUCGUGGACAUCGGCCGUGAAGCCCAUGGCGAAACAGUACCACGAGUACAUCACCUUCGUGACGGUCGAUCUCGGCGAGUACCCCGAUAUGCCCGCGCUCUUCGGCCUGCCAGCGGAUGCCACCGAGGGUGUGGCAGUCUAUAACCCGGCUGUGGGCCUGGCGUUCCCGUUUAAGGGCGGCAAGAUCACGGUCGACGCCGUUGCGCAGCACAUUGCCGACAUCUCUGAGGGCAACGCCGACGCCUGGCAAGUAGGCGAGUCGACUGCAGAUGAGGAGAUUGUGGAGCAGGUCAUGGAGGAGGUCCCGGUGGAGGGACAGGCAGGGGUGCAAGACGGUUCCAAGGCGGAGGCCGAGGAGGUCAAGGAGACUGAGGAAGAGAAGGUCAAGAUCCACGACGAGCUCUGA